CGCUGCUUUAACACGCGGUUUGAAAAUAUUGUUUUAAUAUUAUCUUCCCGUUGGUUUAAUUUUUUUUUUAUUUACUCUCGUCGUCAAUCCGCGGUUUUAAUCCACACGCAUUCCCGUGUCGGUCGUGCAGUGCCGUUCAGUGUCCGUACGAUCGUCCGCAAUAUUUUCGGGUUUUGAAUAUAUACGUGUAUAUGUAAAUAUAUAUAUAAUAUAUAUAUAUAUAUACAAUUAAAAAUACAUCGACAAUUUUUUAAAAUUUUUUUAAACGCCGUGCGUUAACGUUUAACGACGACGAUAUACAAUCCGCAUCGGCAUACGACAGCAUAAUGCGGUGGCGUUGACGGACUCUCGCACUCAUCCAUAAUAUUUCUGGCGACCACAAAAUAAGGACGUGUACCUAUUGUAAGACCGUGCAACACCACAUAAACACUAUACGGACGUGCGGCCAAUAAUCGCACCGCUGUGUAAUAACCCUGUCUCCGGUCGCAACUUUCGCGCCCGUCAUGAGUUCAAAGUUCAUCAUCGACAGCAUGUUGCCCAAGUACCAUCAACAGUACCACCAUCAGCUCUUGAACCCCGUGAUCACGUCCGGCGGCGGGCUUGACUCUUCGGCCGUCAACUACAGCUUGACGCCCAACAACUCGUCGUCGAGCAGCGCGGGCGGCUCGCCGCCGUCCACGUCGUCGCUGGUCUCGCCGGCCGCCGGCCGCAUGUACCCCGCGUACGCCGUCCACCAUCACCAACAGCAGUUCGGCUCGGGGGCCGGUUCCAUGGCGUUCACGUCGCCGGGCUCGGCCGCCCUGGCCGCCGCCGUCCAGGACGCCGCGGACAAGACGUCGUCGUCGUGCCGGUACGGCGGUGGCGUCGGCGGCGUGAGCGUCGGCGGCGUGUCUGCGGCCGACACGAUGGUCAACAGCUACGCCGCUCUGCACCAUCACCACAACCAGAACGGCGCCGGCGGCACCGGAGCCGUGUCGUCCAUGGCCGCGGCCGCUCAGUUCUAUCACCAGGCGGCCGCCGCGUCCGCCGUGGCCGCCGACCCCCUCAACACCGCGUGCGGCGGACAGCCCGGCGCCCCCGGACCGCAACCCAUGCCCGACAUACCUCGGUAUCCGUGGAUGUCCAUUACAGAUUGGAUGAGUCCGUUCGACAGAGUUGUUUGUGGUCCGAACGGAUGCCCGCGUCGUCGCGGUCGUCAGACGUACACCAGAUUCCAGACACUGGAGCUGGAAAAGGAAUUUCAUUUCAAUCACUACCUGACCCGGAGGCGGAGGAUCGAGAUUGCGCAUGCCCUAUGCUUGACCGAGCGACAGAUCAAGAUUUGGUUCCAGAACAGGCGUAUGAAACUCAAGAAGGAGUUGCGGGCCGUCAAGGAGAUCAACGAGCAGGCCCGCCGGGAACGGGACGAACAGGCCAAAAAGCAAGAUCACACGAAAAUGGACGUAGUAGGCGGUGGCGGUGGUAUGCACCAACAGCAACAGCAACAGCAACAGCAGCAACAACAGCAGCAGCAGCAAAUGUCGCACCAUCAGAUGUCUCAUGAACAGCAGCAGCACAAAUUGCAGAUGGGCGGCCUGGACAAGGGAUCCGCCGACAUGCUCAAGGCUAAAACGUAAACGCAGCAAGCGAGCAGCGACAACGUUUCGCGCACAGUAAUAGAGUAAUGAUAAUAAUAAUGAUUAAUUAUAAUUACAUGUCGCAUGAUUAUUAUUGUUAUUGUUUUUAUAAUAACGUUGUAUAGAAUUUCUCUUUCGAUUCGAAAAAUACGUAAAUAAUUUAUAAAUAUAUAUU
Melanaphis sacchari is the source of this 1791-nucleotide messenger RNA. RefSeq names its product homeobox protein abdominal-A homolog. Gene Ontology annotation, cellular component: nucleus. The record is from RefSeq and is a predicted model, not a curated record. Bases 504 to 1616 code for a protein of 370 amino acids. The transcript is spliced from 3 exons. Gene Ontology annotation, biological process: anterior/posterior pattern specification; negative regulation of transcription by RNA polymerase II. Lineage: Eukaryota; Metazoa; Arthropoda; Insecta; Hemiptera; Aphididae. Gene Ontology annotation, molecular function: RNA polymerase II cis-regulatory region sequence-specific DNA binding; DNA-binding transcription factor activity, RNA polymerase II-specific.